Staurois parvus is the source of this 516-nucleotide messenger RNA. NCBI's taxonomy places the organism in Eukaryota, Metazoa, Chordata, Amphibia, Anura, Ranidae. The record is from the annotation of a GenBank genome assembly.
AUGGCAGAUCCCACCAAACCUCAGAGGAGGAUGUCGCGGACCGGAUCCUCGUUGUACCAAGUGUUAGGGCUGGAGAAAGGCGCCUCGCAGGAUGAGAUAAAGAAAGCGUAUCGGAAGCUAGCCCUUCGCUACCACCCAGACAAAAACCCCGAUAACCCAGAGGCAUCUGAGAAGUUCAAAGAAAUCAACAACGCCAACACAAUUCUGAGCGAUGAGAACAAGAGGAAGAUUUACGAUGAGUAUGGCUCCAUGGGCCUCUAUGUGGCUGAGCAGUUUGGGGAGGAGAGCGUCAAGUACUACUUCCUCAUGUCCAAGUGCUGGUUCAAGACUCUGGUGAUUUGCUGCACUUUGGUAACCUGCUGCUGCUGUUGCUGCUGUUGUGGGUUUUGCUGUGGCCGCUGUAAACCUCCGGAGGAAGACGAGUCUUAUAAGUGUGUGAAUCCAGAAGACCUGGAGGCUCAGAUCAGAGCGGAGGGCGGUGAGUCCGGUGUUGGUGUGGCCAGUAUUGGAGGAUGA